Centruroides sculpturatus (bark scorpion) is the source of this 760-nucleotide messenger RNA. RefSeq lists its product as uncharacterized. Bases 78 to 635 code for a protein of 185 amino acids. The record is from RefSeq and is a predicted model, not a curated record. The transcript is spliced from 2 exons. NCBI's taxonomy places the organism in Eukaryota, Metazoa, Arthropoda, Arachnida, Scorpiones, Buthidae.
GACAGAACAAAAUAAGUAUUGUUACAGAAGAACGAAACUCGAUUACAGUGCUCAUUCGGCAUCUCUAAAGGUAAAUUAUGUCUUGUACGUGGAAAAUAUGUGAAUUUAUUAAGAUGCUUGUUGCAAUUUUAUUGUAUGGUUACUUGUGGGGAAUGUUUGGUGGAUUGACAGUUUCUCUGACACCGGUUUAUGAAGAUGGGAAAACUACUUUUGACAGUCGACUAAGAAUAUUGUUUUGUGCUCUUCACGGAGUUCUUGCUAUAGCGUUUACUGCUUGCUUUAUUCUGCACGAGUUUCAGCAAUCAUCUAACAACAAUGAAACUAGCAACGAGAAUCAAGAGACUUCUCCACUGAUCCCUAAAGAUGAAACUUCUUUGGUAGAUAGACCAUUUAUACUCGGACAGUCCAGGGAAAACGUAUACAAUAAAUUUUAUACAAAAUCUCAAUCCACUGCAAAUAGGAAUGCUGUUUCUUUCGACUUAACGGAUGAUUUAUUUGAAACUGUGUCCCCUGAGAAGAGUUGCGAUUCCGUUGGACAAAAUAUAAGUCUGUUAGAUUUUUGGGGAAAUGAAACAGGUCUUUACACGGAUGAUGAAGACGAUUUCAAAUUUGGUUUUUUAUCUUUCAAAGAAUAACAGCGAUGAUUGACGUUGUGUGAAAAUCAUCGACGAUUUUAUAUGAAUGUUAAUCAAUUUAAUUUGACGAAAUGAGACCGUUUUGGCCAUUCUUUUCUUUAAAAAAAUUAUUUUAAUCUACAAAU